AUGAAAUUAAUCAUUAAAAUUCUUUAUGAUAAUUUCAAUAAGUGGAGUGAUUUAAACAAUUUUAGAUUUGCCAGUUUUUGGAUUAAUGUAAAAACAAACAAAAAUUAUCAUUCCCUUAUGAUGAGUGAUUAUUUAAAGAAGAAACCAGAUUUUUAAUAUGUGUAAUCAAUUAAAAGAGAUUUGAGUAAUUCCAAGUAUUAUAAUGUCUUAGAAACAAUUAAAGUAAUAAUUACUUAAGAUUAUAGAUUACAUCAUAAUGCAAGAACUUUGAAAAAUUCUGGUCAUUUCUCAUUAUAAUUAAUUCCUGCUAAUAGAUAUUACUUUGGAGAUUUUAAAGCUUAUACAAUCUUCUCAUAGAAAAUAAUCCAACUUCACCUUUAUUCUAUUUAUAAUAGCAUAGUAAUAUUUAAAAAAAGUUCUUUUCUAGGAUGAAAUAGAUGGUUUCUUAUGAUUGA
Messenger RNA from Paramecium sonneborni, 455 nucleotides. NCBI's taxonomy places the organism in Eukaryota, Ciliophora, Oligohymenophorea, Peniculida, Parameciidae. The record is from the annotation of a GenBank genome assembly.